AUGAAGCAAUCAAAGCGAAAGUCAAAUAUUUCAACGUUCAUGACGUGUUUAAUUAAAACAAUCAAUGAGUAUUUUAGUGUAUCAAGUAUAACCGGCCUGAAAAUAUUUUGGUGUUUGGUGCUGAUUGUGAGUUUCAUUUUCUGUAAUAUAUUGGUUGCUCACUUUUGGUUGCGUUACAAGAGUAAUUCCACCAGAAUGGUUGUUGCUUCCAAUCACCUACCGUUACCAACAGCACCCUUGCCAGCGCUUACAAUUUGUCCUAUCGGUCAUACUCAUCCAAAUCGUCUAGCUGCUUUCAUUUCUGAAAUAAAUUAUGAUUCGAAGGAAUAUUCGGCUGAGAGUUUAAAGCGUAUGUUCAAGCAAUCAUCUGGAUUUUUUGAGACGAUGACAUACAAUGUCAGUGAAUUAACAAUAGUACAAAAUCUCAUCGAUAUGAAUCAAUAUACAGUGCGUCGUGUAAUGGAUACCAUACAGAAUACAUGCAAUGACAUAUUUGUGCGAUGUCGUUUCGAAGGAUUCGCUUUUAACUGUUCAAAUUUAUUUAAAGCGGUAACCAGUCAAUAUGGUAACUGUUGUACAUUCAAUGGAUAUCGAGAUUUUAAUACAACAUUGUCCCCAAACGGAAGAACAUCCAUAUCAUUAUUACUUCGAUCCAAUGACGAGACAUUCAUCUCUUCGGAAAGAAUACGGUUUUUUAUAUACGAAGCAAACACAUCGGCCAGCAUAGCUGUAUUCGAAAGCAUGUUGUCACACGAAACCGAGACAUUUGUGGACAUAGCGCCGGAGAUUAAUAUGUGUUCGAAUGCAGUUGGUCAAACACCAAUCGAUCAACGAAAUUGCUUAUACGAAGGAGAAAAACAAUUGAAAUACUUCUCCAGAUACAGAGAGUCAAGCUGCAGACUCGAAUGCAUUUUGAAAAAAAUGGUACGGGCGUGUCAGUGCUUACCAUAUUAUUAUGCAAUGUAUUCAAGAACGACGAAAGUUUGCGACUUUACAGACAUUAAAUGUUUGGUCGAUAAAUACUGGUCAACGUACCACCAACAAAAAAAUGAAACAAAAGACUGUGAAUGCAUGGCAAAUUGUAUGGAAAUAACUUAUCAUGCUUUUAUGAGUCAAACACGUUUGCAGCCGAAUUAUUUUGAAGUUGGAUCUUUUUAUGAAGGCCUUAGCGAUGAGCAUAUUAUCUUACACAUUUCAUUUGGAAGGGAAGUAUUUAGAGCAAUUCAAAAGGAUCUUGCGACAAACGUGUUGGCAUUGACAGCAAAUCUGGGCGGCAUCUACAGUUUAUUUAUUGGCUUCAGUGCGAUCACAUUUUUUGAAAUAGUCUAUUACGUAUGUGUACGCUCUUAUACAAACUACAAAAAACAAGUGCUGCGCCAUAAGUCUGAAAAUGUGAUGCAUAAGAAAUUAUUUAACAAUCGAAUGUAG
Messenger RNA from Contarinia nasturtii (swede midge), 1428 nucleotides. RefSeq names its product sodium channel protein Nach-like. Bases 1 to 1428 code for a protein of 475 amino acids. Gene Ontology annotation, cellular component: membrane. Gene Ontology annotation, molecular function: ligand-gated sodium channel activity. Gene Ontology annotation, biological process: sodium ion transmembrane transport. NCBI's taxonomy places the organism in Eukaryota, Metazoa, Arthropoda, Insecta, Diptera, Cecidomyiidae. The transcript has 9 exons. The record is from RefSeq and is a predicted model, not a curated record.